UGCGCCGCCCCGUGGACGCUGCCCAAGGAGAAGGACCUGCGGCCUCCGCCCGAGCUGCCACCGCCGCCCUCGGAGGAGAUGCUGCGGGCGCUGGCGCACCAGUUCGAGUCCCGCACCCGGAGCGACUUCCGGAGCCAGGAGGAAGUCCCCUCCGUGCUCUGCAGCCGCCUGCGCCACGAGGAGCGCACGCAGAAGCUGACCACCUACAGCAGCGACUACGGCCAGGCCUGCCUCGACCUCCUCGCGAUGCUCGACUCCUUCUCGCCGGCCCAGGUGCGCUCGUACCUGCGGAGCGUGCCCGGCAAAGACAGGCAGAUCCUGGAGCGCUUCAUCGGGUCCCACUGCCCCGGGGACAUGCACACGGACACGGACACGCAUGUGGACACGGACACGCGCGAGCACGCGGACACGCACGCGGACACGCAGGAGCAGCGGCAGGAGCAGCGGGAGGGGGCCGCGCGGAGGCCCUGAGGCCCGGCGUCCCCGCUCGCUCGCUCUCUCUCUCUCUCUCGCUCUAU
This is a messenger RNA of Meriones unguiculatus (Mongolian gerbil), 518 nucleotides long. RefSeq names its product testis-expressed protein 26-like. Gene Ontology annotation, cellular component: cytoplasm. The transcript is spliced from 3 exons. The record is from RefSeq and is a predicted model, not a curated record. Lineage: Eukaryota; Metazoa; Chordata; Mammalia; Rodentia; Muridae. The annotation marks the transcript as partial.